This is a messenger RNA of Tachyglossus aculeatus (Australian echidna), 1065 nucleotides long. RefSeq names its product protein AATF-like. Lineage: Eukaryota; Metazoa; Chordata; Mammalia; Monotremata; Tachyglossidae. The record is from RefSeq and is a predicted model, not a curated record. Gene Ontology annotation, cellular component: nucleolus; nucleus. Gene Ontology annotation, biological process: regulation of transcription by RNA polymerase II.
AGUGACAGAGGAAAUGGAGAAAGGAAGAGCUGUGAAGAACCAAAUAGCGUUAUGGGACCUGCUUUUGGACGGAAGAAUCAAACUGCAGAAGGCCCUGCUCACCACCAACCAGCUUCCACAGCCAGAUAUGUUCCCCAUAUUCAAGGACAAAGGAGGAUCAGAGCUUGCCAGAAUCCUGAAAAACAAUCAUAAGGCACUUAAAGCAUUAUUGAGGUCUCUGGUGGAUCUUCAGGAUGAACUGUUUUACCAGCAUCCAGACACGAGGCACCUGUUAGGUAGGAAAAAACCCAAAGCAGAGAGUGAGGAGGAAAUUUCCAGUGAAGAGGAGGAGGAAUUGCUUGCUGAGGAGGGACAGCAGCAGCAGCAGCUGUGGAGGAAAGGGCCACCUAAGCAGAAGAAGCUAGAGAUGAGUGACUACCCUGACUUCAUGGCAAAACGCUUUGCUGAUUUCACAUCCUAUCGUAACCGGACACUGCAAAAAUGGCACGGCAAAACCAAAUUGGCUUCUGGCAAGCCGGGAAAGGGUUUUGGAGCCUUUGAGCGCCCAAUCCUGACUCAGAUAGAUCAUAUUCUGAUGGACAAAGAGAGAUUACUUCAGCGGACGCAGACUAAGCGCUGUUUGUACCGUGUUCUUGGCAAGGCCGAGCCAGAACUCCAGCCUAUCCCCGACAGCGUGCCAGGACAGCAGGAGAUUUUGCCUCAGGCUCCAGCCAACACUCACUUGAAGGACCUGGAUGAAGAGAUCUUUGAUGAUGAUGACUUUUACCACCAGCUUCUGCGAGAACUUAUAGAACGGAAGACCAGUUCCUUGGAUCUGAAUGAUCAGUUGGCCAUGGCCGGGCAAUGGCUGGCUAUUCAGAAGUUACGGAGUAAAAUUCACAAGAAAGUGGAUAGGAAAGCCAGCAAAGGAAGAAAACUCCGGUAUCAUGUCCAGCUGCUGAGCUUCAUGGCACCUACUGACCACACUACAGUGAAUGAUGAUGCCAGGGUUUAGUGUGCUGUGGCUCGUGUCAUUUUCACACAUCCUAUCUCGCCUGGAUUUCUGUGUCAGCCUCCUUGCUGACC